AUGGUAUUUAUGUGUCAAGAAAAUAGUUUUUUAAAAGAAUACACAUCAAAAGUAUUAAAAUGUGAACCCACCAAAGAGCCCAUAAUCGAAUAUGGAAAAUCAACGAAAUUCGAAGGCUACCAAAUUACUCUGGAGAAUACGAUUCUCUUCCCUGCUGGAGGUGGUCAGCCACAUGAUUUGGGUUGGCUAAAUGAAGUGGAAGUCUUACAAGUUCUACGAAAGGGUGAAGAUGCACUUCACUUCACUAAAGAGCCCAUUGAAGUUGGUACUUUUGUCACACAGAAGAUUAAUUGGGACAGACGGUUUGAUCACAUGCAGCAACAUUCAGGACAACACCUUCUAUCAGCAAUAUUAGAGAAAGACUAUAACUUACCUACAACAAGCUGGUGGCUCGGGUGUGAUGAAAGUUAUGUGGAACUUGACACUAUAUCAGUGGAAAAUAAAACUAUAGAAACGGUAGAAGAGAAAUGUAAUUUAAUGAUACGGUCUGCUCUACCUGUUGAUGUUAAAAUUUGUAAAGCUAGCGAUCCAGAUUUGAAUAAGGAACAUACUAAAAGUCUACCUAAAGAUUGUACAGACACCUUAAGAAUAAUAUGCAUUGGAGAUGUAGAUGAAAACAUGUGUUGUGGUACUCAUGUAUCUAAUUUAAGUCAAUUACAGAUGAUUAAACUUCUUGGUUAUGAACCAGGCAAGAAAGGCAAAACAAAUUUACGAUUUUUAGUAGGAAAUCGUGUGACAAAGGUUUUUCAAUCAAUGUUGGACAGGGAGAAAGUACUUGUAGGACUACUUAAGGCAAUAUGCAAGGGCUUGGAAAAUGAUGGCUUAUUUAUAUUCUGCGCAUCUGAAGAGCCUGAUAAGACAAAAGAAGGGCAAAUUAUUAUUCAAGGCGCAGAGGAGCAUUGUAAUAUUUUGGGCCCUCAAGUUAUUGAAGUACUUAAGGCGAAAGGAGCUUUUAAAAAUGGAAAAUUUCAAGGAAAAGCGACAGACUUAAGUGGCAUAAAUAAAUGUAGGAAAAUCAUUGAAGAUUACUUCUGUAAGAAAUAA
Messenger RNA from Leptosia nina, 1044 nucleotides. The record is from the annotation of a GenBank genome assembly. Lineage: Eukaryota; Metazoa; Arthropoda; Insecta; Lepidoptera; Pieridae.